AUGCGGUUCUCUGCGUUAACCUCCCUCCUCGCCUUGGGAGCCUUCACCGGCGUCCUCGCGACGCCCACCAAGGUCUCCAGGGCACCCUCGCUGGUGGAGCGUGACUUUGCCACGGUCACCAGUGUUGUGGCUGCCAUUUCGUCCAAGGUCGAUGCUCUGGAUGCGGACAUCAACGCCUACACUGGAGGCGAUACGUCCGCCAUUGUGGGCGCUUCUGCAGACCUCAUCUCCACCAUCAACGAUGGCACUUCCACCGUUGCGGCCCAGCCAGCCCUGAGCCAAACUGACGCUCUGAAUCUGGUGAAUCCAAUCUUGGCUCUGACCAACAAGGUCAAGACCACCAUCAACGACCUCGUCUCCAAGAAGAGUCUGAUCGUCGCUGCCGGCGCGGGUCCUACCACCUAUAACCAGUUGCUGGACCAGUACACGGCCUCCUCGAACUUGGCUACGACCCUGUCUGGCAAGGUACCGGAUGCUCUCAAGGACGUCGCUAAUCAGCUGUCCUCGGGAAUCACCUCGGCCAUCCAGACGGGUAUCGAUGCUUACAAGGAUACCUCCACUCCGUGUGAGACUACCACUACUACUACUCCCACAGAGACCUCCACUCCUUGCGAAACUACUACUACCCCUACCGAGACCUCCACUCCAUGUGAGACUACUACUACUACUCCAACUGAGACCUCCACUCCGUGCGAGACUACUACCACGUCUACCCCUCCUCCUACAACCACUACGCCAUGUGAGACUACAACCACAUCUACCCCUCCUCCUACUGAAACCAGCACUCCCUGCGAGACUACCACCACAUCCACCCCCCCGGAGACCACCACUCCGUGCGAGACCACGACCACUGCCACCCCGACAGAGACUACUACUCCCUGUGAAACUACUACCACACCCACUACACCUCCUACCGAAACUACCACUACCACUCCGUGCGAGUCUACCACGAUUGUCCCCGUUCCCCCAGGAACAGAGACCUCCACCUCCACUACCAGCCAGACCGAGACCUCCACCAACUCGGUCACCGUCACCGCUACCGAGACGACCAACCCACCCGGUCCCACCACCUUGACCACCGCCCCUGCCCCAUGCACGACUUGCGGUAGUGAGAAAACCACUACGCCCGUUGUGGUUCCCCAGCCCACUUCCUCCAGCCCUACGACCGUCGCUCCUCCUGGAGGACUCGCCACCGGUGCAGCCAGCAAGCUGGGCUCGUCUGUUGGUAAGGCCAUGGCUAUUGGUGCAAUUGCACUGUUGCUGUGA
Molecule: messenger RNA, 1266 nt
Organism: Aspergillus viridinutans
Lineage: Eukaryota; Fungi; Ascomycota; Eurotiomycetes; Eurotiales; Aspergillaceae
Product: cell wall mannoprotein 1 family protein
Exons: 2
Coding region: 1-1266 (421 amino acids)
Cellular component (GO): extracellular region
Source: RefSeq, a predicted model, not a curated record